AUGGUAGCGGAGCUUCGGCUCAUCGCUGGCUGGGCAGGCCUUUUCGUGACUUUGGCGCUGAUGGCGGCGCAGGCGAGCACCGAGCAGCAAGCGAACCCUUUCUCCCCUACUUCUCCUACGGCGACGCAGGCGGCACCAUCGGUGCCCAUCGGCUCCGGAGGCCUGAUCGAUACCAAGGCCUAUGGGAAGCUGCGCUCCUUUGAUGGAAAGGAGGAAAGUUGGUCCACCUGGGCCUUUGUUGCAAGGAGCUACUUUGGGCUCCUGAGCGGCGCCUACGAGAACUACCUCACGGCAGCUGAGGGACGGCAGGGGCCAAUGCCAUUGGCCUCGAUGACCGAGACGGAGGCAAUCCAUGCCAGGACUUUGUACCACGUUCUGGUGCAGAGUGUGGAGGGAAAGGGGCUGAGCAUCCUGAUGAAUGUGGAGAAGCUGAAUGGGCUGGAGGCCUGGAGAGCUCUCGUGGAUGCUUACCAGCCCGACCUUGGAGGAAGGCACACUUCUAUGCUGAUGGGAAUCAUAAGCCCUUCCUGGGGAAAGGUCACGGAGGCGGACUUCUUGGAGAACGUCGAGAAGUGGGAGGUCUUGAUCCGGAGGUACCAGGACCAGGCCGUCGACGUUGUGAGCUCGGCGACCAAGAUUGCCGUGCUGAUGAAGUACGCCCCGCCGAACCUCCGAGGAGCUCUGCGCACCAAUGCCUCGAUCAUGGGGGCCGACUACGAGCGGGUGAAGAAGUUCAUUCGGGACUGGCUGCAGAGCGGCGUGACCUACACGAACGUCGGCGACGCAGUCGCCCCGAGCACCCCGGGCGGCCUCAUGCCCAUGGACAGAAAGGAGGCGGCGGAAAAGGAGCCGGGAAAGGAAAGACCAAGACGACAGCUGCGGUGGAGCAGGGGGCCGAGCGUGCCGGCGGCGAUCCACUACUACAUGGGCGAGGGCGAGGAUGCCGGGCCCGAGCUGGAGGAGUACGAGGACGCGAGCUGGGUGAUGGCGAUCCAGGCUGCCAGCGGGAAGCGCGAUGAUGGCAGCACGAGGGGCCAGGAACACCUAAGCUAUAUCCUUUACGACUCUGGCUCUGAUGAGAAUGUGUGCCCCUAUGACCUGACCGAGGACACCCACGACAUGCCGAGCGAGGUGAUGCUGCGGGACGUGGCCGGCGGAAAGCUGAGCACGGGGAGGCAGCGGAAGCUAAGUUUCAUGGUCGAGACCACGGAGGGCAGGCAUGUGAGAGUGGAGGGCAUCUUGCAAGUAAGCCGGGCUUGCCUCAAGCUGGUGGUCUCGGCGGGCAAGCUCAUCCGAGCUGGCUAUGGCGCCGUCUUGACCGCAGGCGGCGGAACCUUGUGGCACCCGAGCGGCGGCCACAUACCUUUGAAGCUGCACGGCAACGCCGCCUACUUUACAGCCUGGGACCUGCAGGCCGUACCGAGGAUUGGGGCCAGCCAGGAAUACGACGGCACAGUUCGAGUGGCAGCCCCGGUGGCGGCAGAAGGCGGCGAGAAUGCAGGCGAGGCGGCAAUCCAGGACCAGCCGGGCGAGGCCCCAGCCGAGCAGGAGGCAGUGAUCCAGAUCGGCGGGGACGUGAAUUUUGAGCGUCGUGGAGCCAUGAAGCUCCGGCUGAAGGAGCUGGGCCAGGUGAGCUAUGGCACGAAGCAGGAGCUUUGGAAGCGCCUGGAGAAAGCCGAGCGCACCCACCUGCAGGAACAAGACCUUCGAGCCCAGCGGCCACGCGUGGAGAUCGACUACUCUUUCCUCAAGACCGACGGCACGCGGGCCACUGAGGGAGAAGCUGCGGAGGUUAUAUUGAGUGCGUGGGACGAGUCCACGGGAAUGGCAACGGCGGCCUCUUUGCCAGCCAAGAACCACGACCUUGGGUAUGUGUGCCGGUGGCUUGGCGAGUUCAUCGCCAACUUGGGCCAUGUGAAGGUGACGAUCCGGACUGACGGCGAGCCAGCGAUCCUCAACAUUGCCCGCAGGCUGGCCGACACCCUCAGGAGCGACACAAUGGUCGGGGCCAAAGGGAUCCGGGCCACCUUGGAGACGGCAUUUAGGUACUCAAGCCAAUCAAUGGGCGGCGUGGGCUCCUUCCAGCACACCUUGAAGACAGAUGUGCUGACCCUAAGGUACGACGUCGAGAGCCGUUACAACUUUGCUUUGAAUCCGGGCCACAACCUUUGGCCUUGGAUGGUGCGGUGGGCCAGCUUCAUCCGGAGCCGCUUCGGGGUGAAGGCCAACGGGCGCACGGCCUACCAGGACGCCUUCGACACAACCUUCACCGGGGAUAUCCUCCCUUUCGGCGAGACGGCUAUGUUCAGGGAUUUUCCUGCGCCCUUGCAGUCCGCGGAGUACCUGUUCGGCACCAAGGACGGACCACGGCGACUUUCUACCACCACGGGCGGCCGGGAAGCCUUGGCAGCCGGGGAGACACCAGAGCACACCGCGAGCCAAAGGGGAGCAGACCUUGCUGUUCCACCAACGCCGGGCGAUGUGCCGGGCACACCGCCGGUGAGGGCGGCAACACCGAAGUCCCAGACAGACCGAGCAGAAGGAGCACAGACAGACCAGACAGAAGGAUCACAGACAGACCGGGCAGAAGGACCACAGACCAGACAGACUCCGUUGAAGUUGCCGGCAGCCAAGCAUGGACGCAAGGAGCGCGACGUGGCGGAGAAGGAACGCAGGGACACCGAGGAUGCCAAGAUCAGAGCAGAGUCUGUCUCGACAGGUUCUGGAGUUAAGCGUGUCCCAGCCGAGGCCGUGGAAGAGCUCGAGGAGCACGAGGUGGGCCAGCCGGACAUCGAGGACGACUGGGCCGAGGACGAUGAGGAGGAGCUGGACACCGACGCGGCAGAGUACGAGCAGGAGGUGCGAGAGGGCAAGAACAAGGAGCUCAGCAAGAUGGACAAGUACGACACCUACGAGCCCCGGCCGGCAUCUGAAGCAGAAGGCAAGAAGAUCCUCGACAGCACUUGGGUCGUGACUCGCCGGCCGACGGGGGAAGUGAAGUGCCGCUAUUGCUUGAGAGACCUGAAGCGGGGCAAGAAGCGUGAUGAUGUUUUCGCGGUUGCCUCCUCCCAGGCGACGGCGCGAGUGAUCGACACCGUGGGGGUCAAGAAGGGCUAUGUGUUCUUCACUGCCGACGCGGAGAAUGCUUACUGGCAGGUGCCCAUCAAAGAGGAGGUCUUUUUGUGGCCCCCGACCGAGUGGAUCGAGCAGCGCCGGGCCCAAGGACUUCCGUGUGACGGGCUAGUUUGGAAAUUGAAGAAGGAAUGGUAUGGCCGGCAGAUCGCCGGGCAAAGCUUCGUGGAUUGGGCAGCCCAGCAAGCUGGAACCGAAGGGUUCGACAGGUGCGCGGCAGCACCCUGGUUCUUCUACAAUGCGGCCAGGGAUGCAAGCAUGGAAGUUCACAUGGACGACUUCUACAGCACAGCCCCCGAGCGCGAGGCGACAGAGUUCCUGGAAAGCCUGAGCAAGAAGAUUGUGAUGAAGUACAAAAUUCACCGCCCAGGGGACACCUUCGAGCACCUCAAGCGCAUCAGGACGGUCCACGAGGAUGGCAUGAUGGUGAAAGCCAACCCGAAGUACCUGCAGGCCCAGACCAAGGACCUUAAGCCGGACGUUUUCCUCGACGAGCAGAAAGCGUUUGAGUACAGGAGUUGCGUGGGGAAGGCCUUGUACCUUUCCUUCGACAGGCCAGACUGCCAACACGCAGUGCGCGAGCUCACCAAGCACAUGAAGCAGCCGACGGCCGAGGCGAUGAACUCCUUAAGGCGCCUGGCCCGUUACUUGAAGGGGACCUGCGACAUGGGUGGAGUUUUCAUGGUGGGCGGCUGCUUGGUUGGCAGCUACAGCCGGGGCUUGGCAAUGAUCUGCCUCAGCUCUGGCGAGGCCGAGUUCAACGGCGGGGUCAUGGCGACGAGCGAGGGCAUCUUCUACAAGGAGGGCGUGGGGAAGAUACGCCACCUGGAGACCAAGGCACUUUGGGUGCAGCAGGGCCUGAAGGAAAAAAAGUUCAGCUUGCAUGCCAUCUCCACCGAGACGAACCCCAGCGACAUCCACACCAAAAGCAUGGCAGCGGCGAGGUUCGAGAUCCUUCGCAAGUUGCUGGGGGUGAUCAACGACGAGGCGGUUGAGAAGGCAGCAAGGGCAACCCUUCUUUGUGGGAUGCUGGUUGGAAGCGUUCGGAACCGAGUGCCCAGAACAGCUGGCGGCGGCACCCUGGCAGCCAUUCUGUUGGCAGCUGGGACUGGCACGGCACAUGGACAGGGCCUCCAGCCAGGGGGGGCCGGGAACAUCAAGCUGUACCUGAGCGCGGACCUCGAUUACACCAAGGUGAUCCUGACGGCCCUCUGUUGCAUCAUCGGGAGCAUUGUGCUUUUGCUCUGGUGGUGGUGCAAGCCUAAGAAGAAGAAGAAAGUCGGGGUGUAUGAAGACGUGUACCCCGUGGCCCAGAUCGAGGGGCCCUACAUCUUGCGCACCGGGAGCCGAAUGCACACUUUGUCAAGUUGCCCACACGUACAGGGGCGACCAGUGCGAACUUUUCCGAUCUGCGAGUAUUGCCACAGGCAUACGGUGCAGAAGUAUGAGAAAAUCGACUGA
Molecule: messenger RNA, 4593 nt
Organism: Symbiodinium sp. CCMP2592
Lineage: Eukaryota; Dinophyceae; Suessiales; Symbiodiniaceae
Source: the annotation of a GenBank genome assembly